GGACGAAAAACGCCUGUAGUAGUCGUAAAAAGGCCCGAGGGGUCGGUCCGCAUCCAUCCGUUACAUCGAAUUCUUUAUGUACCGUGCUUUACAGUCUCAGAAGCUUGAAGUCUAUUUUCUCAGUUUCAUCAACAAGCUCUCACAUUCGCGCAACUGCGGAAACAUGACGACUUUGUGGAGCAAACCAGCGGACCAGCGGACCGGCGCGAAGAGGGGUAAUGAGCUCAUCAUAUAUAUAAACUAGAACAUUGUAGUUACCAUUGUCCAUAUUUCGCAGCUCAGCCCUCUCUAUAUCAUAGGAUCAAAGACCAUUAUUUCGUGAUACAUCAUGGCUCCUCUCUCAUUCCGCCAAACCCUCGGCCAGGCCCCGCUAACAGCCACGACCAACGACUCCGCACUCGUCAUCAUCGACGCUCAGAAUGAAUAUGCAGAGGGAAAGCUCGCUGUGGCCGAUGUCAAGUCUUCGCGUGCCGCCAUAGGAUCACUGCUGUCAGCCUAUCGCGCAGCCGGAGGCCGCAUCGUUCACGUUGUGCACCAAGUUCCCGCCGGCGCACCCGUUUUCACACCCGAUACGCCGCUUGCAAGCGAAUUCGAAGAGCUCGCCAUCAAGAGCGGUGCUGAGAAUGAGGUGCUGAUUCAAAAGAACUUCCCCGGAUCGUUCACGAAGACCAACUUGGACGAGACGCUGAAGGGAUGGGGUGUAAAUAAGGUUGUGCUUGCGGGGUAUAUGGCGCAUGUUUGUGUGAGCACAACAGCGCGCGAGGCAUAUCAGGCAGGAUACGAAGUUGUGCUUGCCCGUGAUGCCAUUGGAGAUAGGGACAUUCCUGGUGUGGGCGGGGCGGAAUUGACAAAGACGGUUCUUCUUGAACUGGACGAUUGCUUUGGUACGGUGGUGGGUAGCAAGGAUAUCAAAUGAGGCCGUCUUGCAAUCGCACUGCUAUCCGUACUAAAUUAUGAGCAAGCUCUGUAUCGUCCAGGGAUAUAAAGGUUCAAAAUAAGGAUCAAUGCCGCCAUAUCCUGACUUGCUUAUCAGCACCUCCACUCGCAACCUUUUCACCGUCUGGGCUCCAGUCGACGGCAUAGACUUCGUCCUUGUGGCCUGGGAGAUCCUCCUUGAUCUUGCCCGUCCGUACAUCCCAAGCUUUCAGUGUCGUGUCUUUGCUUGAGCUGACGAGGAGACGACUGUCUGCAGAGAAACAGCAUUGAUAGACCGAAGCAACGUGACCCCGGAGAGAUGAAAUG
Molecule: messenger RNA, 1242 nt
Organism: Pseudovirgaria hyperparasitica
Lineage: Eukaryota; Fungi; Ascomycota; Dothideomycetes; Acrospermales; Acrospermaceae
Product: isochorismatase hydrolase
Exons: 2
Coding region: 329-916 (195 amino acids)
Source: RefSeq, a predicted model, not a curated record